Molecule: messenger RNA, 725 nt
Organism: Rhizopus microsporus ATCC 52813
Lineage: Eukaryota; Fungi; Mucoromycota; Mucoromycetes; Mucorales; Rhizopodaceae
Exons: 3
Source: RefSeq, a predicted model, not a curated record
CUGAGAUUAAAAUAUCCGUUUUAUCAGAGAGUGUGUAUUUAUUGAUACCCCAUUUCAGCUUUAAAGUUACUUUGAAUAAAUUUGAUUACUGCUGUCCAUUUUCCUUUUCCUUUCUUUCUUAUAACUGAUCUUCUGUAUCCCUAGUGGACGCUAUUACUACCCUCUCGGAACAAGCAAUAAAAGAAAGAUGCCAGUUCUUCAUUUAUCAAGCCUUCGAGUCAAGGUUAAAGCGAGAAAUGAUAAACCUAUACAAAAAAUAUCCAAAAAAAGAAAGUCCAACAGAAGAAGUGCUUUUAAAAGACUUGGAGGAAAGGGAAAUAGCAAAAAAUAAUUUGCUAAAUGUAUACAAAGACGCAUCAAAAUUAUGGAAUCAAGUAAAUGGUUUGUUAGAAGAUAGCGAAGCAGAAAUGCUGGAUUGAAUAAACACUUAUGCCUUUUAUUUCAGACGAUACAAACCCAAGCACAAUCAUUACUCGCUUGCAAUUAUCUGAUGUUUACACAGAGCUAUACAUUCCUGUAAUAUUAUCAUGGCGUCAAUAUGUGGAAGAAAAUAAGAACAGAAUAUAUGGUCAGCUUUUUGCUGAUCAAAAGCUUCAAGCACAAAAGAAGGAAGUAAACACAGAACAACAACAACAACAAGCAAAGUGUAUAAAAAUGGUCACCAUACCUCUUUAGGCUAUUCUCAAAGAUGAUAACGACAGUGUAUUAAAUACUUUAAGAAAAGG